Setaria italica (foxtail millet) is the source of this 1390-nucleotide messenger RNA. Its product is annotated as ankyrin repeat and protein kinase domain-containing protein 1. Bases 1 to 1062 code for a protein of 353 amino acids. Lineage: Eukaryota; Viridiplantae; Streptophyta; Magnoliopsida; Poales; Poaceae. Gene Ontology annotation, molecular function: protein binding. The record is from RefSeq and is a predicted model, not a curated record. The transcript has 9 exons.
AUGCGGCGGGAGAAACUUUCCGCUGUAGGUGGGAUGCCGGUCCACUUCGCCGCGGCCGGAGGGGAUGAGAGUGUCCUGGGAUACCUGCUCGACCGUGGCGGCAACCCAGGGGUGCCUGACUCCAAGGGCUCCACCCCGCUGCACGAUGCAGCAGAGCAAGGGCACUGCGAGGCUGUAAGGUUGUUGCUGUCCAAGGGUGUUGAUGUGGAUCCGGUCAAUUACCGUGGGACGCCGCUGCACCUGGCCGCCGCUAAGGACAAGGAUCAGGUUGUCAAGAUCCUGCUGGAACAUGGUGCUGAUCCCAACAAAGUUGUCAAUCAUGUCUUCUCACCGCUCAUGAUGGCAUGUUGCGGGCAUUCCUUGAAAUGCAUUAAGCUGCUGGUUCAGGCUGGUGCUGAUGUGAACUUUAUAACUCCCUCUGGACCAUCCAUUUUAAUGGAGGCAGUUGACGAUGACUUAACUGACAUUGUCAAGUUCUUGCUAGAGUCUGGAGCUGAUCCUAACAUUGCUGACGAGGAUGGGAAAAUCCCAAUCAUGUGUGCAGCAGUUUGUGGGCAUCGUGAGCUUGUCGAAAUUCUGUUACCUAAGACAAGAUCAAUUCCAUCUGUGCCAGACUGGAGCGUUGAUGGGAUAAUUAGAAGUAUGAAAUAUCUGCGUUUUGAGGCUCAGGAUGCAGCUCUGGUGGAAGAACGGAUAGCUGAUGCCAAGUCACAAGGAAAGGAAGCUUUCGCAAAAGGGGAGUACCUUGCAGCCAUUUACUUCUAUUGCCAAGCAAUGGAGAAAGACCCAUUUGACGCCACCUUGUUAGCCAAUCGGAGCUUGUGCUGGCUACGGCAAGGAGAAGGGGACCGAGCUCUGUUAGAUGCUCAACAGUGCAGAAUGAUGAGGCCUCGUUGGUCCAAGGCAUGGUACCGUGAGGGUGCCGCUCUCAGCUUGCUGAAGGACUACAAAGGAGCAGUCGAUGCGUUCGUGCAAGCACUCAAACUUGACCCUGCGAGCGAUGAGAUCAAGAAAGCGUUGAGGCAAAUGCUCUCGCUCCCUUCUAUUUCUACUUUCGAUUAAUACCUAAAUCGAUCCAAUUAUCUGCGGGAACAUGAGCACCUAAAUCCCACUCUUUCCGCAGGGAAGCCAUUGAUGCUAUGAAGAGUGCUGCUGCUCGCAACCGUUAAUAUUCCUCCAGAGCACUUAUUGGGGCUUUGUAGAAUAUAUAGCACCAACCAUGCCACUGCAUAGACUGUACAUAGCGGUGUGUGGCUCUGAGUGUUGGCUCUUUCGUGACGAACUUUAAGGUGUUUUGUGCCUGUCUGUGUGCUUGUUAGGCAGGAAAGCAUAGCAGUGUAUUUGACUUAGCCAGUACUGUUACAAAUAGAUGCUUGCUCCUUUUGUCUUC